AUGACCGGAGACCGAGGCUCGACGGUCUGCGCUGAUGAAGAAGAAGCAGCGUACGCGUGCGAAGGCAUCGUGUUAACGUUACCGGCGCCGGUCGCGGCCGAGUUGCCGGCGGCCGGGUGUCAGAAGAUGGUCACCGGCACCGAGUCCACCGUGUAA
Molecule: messenger RNA, 156 nt
Organism: Saprolegnia parasitica CBS 223.65
Lineage: Eukaryota; Oomycota; Saprolegniomycetes; Saprolegniales; Saprolegniaceae
Exons: 3
Coding region: 1-156 (51 amino acids)
Source: RefSeq, a predicted model, not a curated record